UGUGCCUGUGGCUGUCGCCGUCGCCGUCUUGUGACCAUGGCUGCGCUAGCCCUUCUGGCAUUGCUCCUUCCCGGUGUAUUGGGGAAUGAGUUUAGUGUGUUAAGAUCACCAGAAUCUGUUGUUUUCCGAGAUGGAAAAUGGCCAAUACCUGGAGAUCGGAUUCCAGAUGUGGCUGCAUUAUCCAUGGGUUUUUCUGUGGAAGAGGAUCUUUCAUGGCCUGGACUUGCUGUGGGCAAUUUAUUCCUUCGUCCUCGAGCUACAGUUUUGGUGACAGUGAAAGGAGUGGACAGUUUGGCUUUACUCAAGAAUGUUGUCUCAUACCCGCUUGAGAAUGCAGUUCCCUUCAGUCUUGACAGUGUUGCAAAUUCUAUCCACACUUUUUUUUCUGAGGAAACUCCUGUAGUUUUGCAGUUGGCUCCUAGUGAGGAAAGAGUGUAUAUGGUGGGGAAAGCAAAUUCCGUGUUUGAAGACCUUUCAGUAACCCUCCGGCAGCUGCACACUCGCCUAUACCAGGAUAACUCCAUUCUUAGCUCUCUCCCUCUUAACUCUCUGAACAGGAACAAUGAUGUUGAUUUACUAUUUCUUUCUGAGUUACAAGUUCUACAUGAUAUCUCAAAUUUGUUGUCUCGACACAAGCAUCUAGCCAAAGAUCAUUCUCCUGACCUGUAUUCUCUGGAGCUGGCUGGCUUAGAUGAAAUUGGAAAACGAUAUGGAGAAGAUUCUCAGCAAUUCAAAGAUGCUUCACAGAUACUUACUGACUUUCUACAAAAGGUAGACAAAUGA
Molecule: messenger RNA, 783 nt
Organism: Gracilinanus agilis (Agile Gracile Mouse Opossum)
Lineage: Eukaryota; Metazoa; Chordata; Mammalia; Didelphimorphia; Didelphidae
Gene: ATP6AP2
Product: ATPase H+ transporting accessory protein 2
Exons: 8
Coding region: 37-783 (248 amino acids)
Biological process (GO): positive regulation of Wnt signaling pathway
Cellular component (GO): external side of plasma membrane; membrane
Molecular function (GO): signaling receptor activity
Source: RefSeq, a predicted model, not a curated record